AUGAAUACCACCAAUCACUCUCGGAAUUAUAUCUAUACCGAAUUAUCCGAUCCUAUUUUUGAUAUUAUGGAUGAGAAUGAUGAUGAACUCGAAUAUACCACCGAUGAAUUAAAUCGAUACUAUUUAGAAGAUAGUUAUCUCUAUCCAUGGAUAGACAAUGAAGAGACGAUAGAAAAUGAUCUCAUCGACGACUUCAAUGAUGUUCUCCCAUUACAAGAAGAAGAAGAAGAAGAACAAGAAGUACUUUCACAAAGAUUAAGUCAAAUGUCGACAAAUCAUGAUGAUGACGAGCCAACAACGGCAAAAUUCAAUAAGAGACCACGAUUAUCUACGACGACUGAUGAUCAACAUACGAUGAUAAAAAAACCUAAAAUCAAUUAUGAUCAUAAUGAUAACAAUGAUCAAUAUGAAGAGAUAGAUGCGAAUGAAAAUGAAAAUGAAAUACCAAAAUAUUUAUUAUUAACAAAUCCAUUAUUUAUUCGUAUGAUUCAAAAUAUCAUCGAUACGGCUAGUAGUUCUCUAGAAAUAGCACAGCUACAAAAAUGUGCCAUCUAUAUACAUCAUAUUAAGAUGCUUCAAUUGAAAAAACAAAUUUCAACGACUUAUCUACUAUCGGGUACAGGUCAAUUAGGUUCAUUAGAAUUCGAACUAGUACCUGUUGAUCGACGAGUAUGGCCUAUACAAGUCAAAAAUGCACUCAUAGAACAACAGAAGAACAACUUUAGUACAACCAUCACGACGGAAAUCAAUCAUGACCAAGAUGAUCAUGCUACAUGUGAAGCUCUUAAUCAUUUCAUGGAAUCGAACUCAAACAUUGAAAUAGCUAUAGAGCAUUAUGUUCAACAAUAUGGAACUCAAGUUCUUCAAUUAAAAGUUAAUCUUAAAAAAGCUUUAAUCAAAUAUGAUUAUAAUACGGAAAUACUUGAACGUCAAUAUAAACAACAGAAACCAAAUGAAUAUCAGAUACAAAUCAGAGAUGUGACCGGUUCGUGUUUUUCGUGA
Rotaria socialis is the source of this 1002-nucleotide messenger RNA. Lineage: Eukaryota; Metazoa; Rotifera; Eurotatoria; Philodinida; Philodinidae. The record is from the annotation of a GenBank genome assembly.